Molecule: messenger RNA, 2953 nt
Organism: Bombyx mori (domestic silkworm)
Lineage: Eukaryota; Metazoa; Arthropoda; Insecta; Lepidoptera; Bombycidae
Gene: Kap3
Product: kinesin-associated protein 3
Exons: 12
Coding region: 164-2374 (736 amino acids)
Biological process (GO): microtubule-based movement; cilium organization
Cellular component (GO): kinesin II complex; axoneme; ciliary transition zone
Molecular function (GO): kinesin binding
Source: RefSeq, a predicted model, not a curated record
CUUUACUUAGUUCGAAUACAUUGUAACAUUGGAAUAGUUUUCGAGUUUUAUUAUUAUCUUAUUUUUAUUUGAACCGUUUAAAAAGGAAAGAAUAUUUUUUUGGAUUACCUAACCUUCAGAAAAUCUCAAAGGCAAGUUCCGAAGUGAAUUAAUUGAUUGCAAGAUGGAUCCAAAUUUUUACGCUAUUACAUACAUAUUGCAUUCAAGGGUUGAGCAAAAAAAUUUGUCGAGAGAAACAAUGAGUCCCGUGGAAAGUGGUCCUGUUGCUGUUUUGCACCAUGUUGAUGAUUAUGUAGAAUUAUUAUAUGAUGAUAUACCUGAAAAAAUUAAAGGAUCAGCACUCAUUCUACAACUUGCUAGAAACCCUGAUAAUCUUUUAGAGUUGGCUAGAAAUGAAGCCUUACUUAGUGCCCUGUCCAGAGUCCUGAGAGAAGAAUGGAAACGAAGCAUUGAACUAAGUACCAAUAUUGUAUACACAUUUUUUUGUUUCUCAACCUACAAUGAAUUUCAUCCAGUUAUUAUACAAUACAAAAUAGGAUCAUUGUGUAUGGAUGUAAUAGAUUAUGAAUUAAAAAGAUAUGAUCAAUGGAAAGAAAAAGUUGAAGGAAAAAAAUCUAUACUAACCCCUGAUAAAAGCGAACUCCCAAAAAGUAGGAUUCCCGAACCAAAGCGACGACCUAAAUCAGGCACUUGGGCUGUUGCAGAUGUGAAUUUGCAGAAAUCUAGAUCUCUAGUAUCUAGCUAUCAUGAAGAGCUGUGUAGUGCUUCAGAUGAGUGCCUUUCUAAAAGUGAUGAAGAACAAUUGAAAAGAAAGCUUAAAACUUUGUCAAAGCGACAAGAGCAACUUUUAAGAGUUGCAUUUUACAUGUUACUCAAUAUUGCAGAUAAUGUAAAGGUUGAAGAGAAGAUGCAUAAAAAGGAAAUAGUUGGUCUUUUAAUUGGUGCCAUGGAAAGGCAUUCAAAUAUUGAUUUACUUAUACUUAUUGUGUCCUUCCUUCAAAAGCUUUCAAUUUUUGUCGAAAACAAAAAUAGCAUGGCUUCUCGAGCCAUUAUAGAAAAGUUAGCACCCUUAUUGGAUUCAUCAAAUGCUGAUCUUGUAAAUGUAACUUUAAAGUUAUUAUUUAACCUUACUUUUGACACAAAAUUACGCAAUAAAAUGAUUAAACUUGGACUAUUACCAAAGUUCGUCCAAUUUACUAGUGAUGAAAAACAUAUAAAUUUAGCAAUGAAAAUACUCUACCAUUUGAGUAUGGAUGAUCGCGUUAAGAUAAUGUUUACACAGUCAGACUGUGUAAAAUUGUUAACGGACAUGCUGCUGUUGAAUGUCAAUGCAGAAUCGGGAGGCUCUACAGAUGUUUUGUUGGCAUUAUGUGUAAACCUUGCUUGGUGUGAGCGAGCAGCGCACCAAAUGGCUGCUGAAGGCCGACUUCGUGAACUAUUGGCACGUGCUUUCCGGUAUUGCAAUUCUGUACUCAUGAAACUUGUUCGGAACCUUUCCCAUCAUCCACAAAACAAACCACUUUUUUUGGAAUUCGUCGGAGAUAUCGCGGGAGCCGUAACUAGUGGCGAAACUAGUGAGGAGUUUCACAUUGAAUGCAUGGGGACUCUCAGCAACAUACUCAAUCCAGAAAAUAUAGAUAUAUAUGCUGUAGUAGAAAGAUAUAAUCUGAUACCUUGCAUCAUGAAAAUUUUGGAUCCAGAGAGCGGGAGCAGUGAAGAGUUAUUACUGGAGGGCGUGGUGAUGGCGGGCGCAGUGGCGGCUGAGUCGCGGGCGGCGGGCGCGCUGGUGCGUGCGGGCGCGGGGCCGGCGCUCGUGGUCGCGCUGCGCACGCAUCAGGCCGACGACGAACACGUGUUGCAAACUGUCUUCGCCUUUCGACAGCUGCUCUCGCAUCCCAAAGCGGCCGAACACCUCGUCUCGCAGACAGAAGCUCCUGCAUAUCUCAUUGAUCUGAUGCAAGAUAAGAAUGCUGAAAUCAGGAAAAUGUGUGACUCUUGCCUCGAUAUUAUAUCACAAAUGCAGAACGAAUGGGCGGCCCGAAUAAAGGUGGAGAGGUUCCGGUGCCACAAUGGACAGUGGCUCUCCGUGGUGGAGACAUUAGGGGCGGAGGGAGGUGCGGGGGACGCGGCCGACGAUUUGCCCCCCUACCUUUCCGCCGAGUACCUCACCACACACCGGCUUGCCACCUCCGACUCACAAACGUCAAUUAACGACGACUCAGAUAGCCUGUCGGGUGAGGUUGAUCUUAAUCGCGUCGAAGCCAGGAACUCUUCAGAGGAGCAUAAAGGCGAACUUUUCACUUCGACGGAUGGCUCGUCGGGGAAGCUUUCGGAUAUCGACGGCCCUACCAGUGAUAUUGUACUAUUCACUUAAUUUAAAAUAGUUUUAAAUAAUCACAUAGAUGCUUAACACGUAUUAGUUUUUGCUUCUAUUAAUCUAGCUUCAAAUAGAAAAAAAAAGCGUGCAACUAUUUGUUAUUUAGAUUGUUCUGAUUUAUAUUAAAAUAAAACAGUAACAGCCUAAAAUGUUCGUAUGUAAUUUAGACUCUACAUAAAUUAUUUAUUUUUUCCUAAAGCUUAUUUAGUUUUUAGUAAGGAUAUAUUUGGUGUCUUCGAUCACAAUCAAAAGAAAUUAAUCCUGUAAAUAAAGCCCAACACUUUAGUCGAUAUCUUACAGAAUAUGACUCUAGGUUGCGAUUAUAGUAACUGAAUGAAGAUCUCAGUAAUGUAUGAAGAAUACUUGACGCCCACUAACGCUAACAGCUUUUAACGAUGUAUUUGUGCACUGUGAAGUUUUAAUGAUCAAGCUCUGAUUGAUAGGUGAAGUCUAAAUAUUAUGAUGAUCUCAGUAUUAAAUAAAUCGCAGUUUUCUUUUUUGGUAUAACUAAAUAUACAGUGUGGCCACAAAUACUGUUAUAAUAUAUAAAUAAAGAUAUUAUAUUUAAAUUUAGAA